Messenger RNA from Musa acuminata AAA Group (dessert banana), 2025 nucleotides. RefSeq names its product aromatic aminotransferase ISS1-like. Bases 565 to 1776 code for a protein of 403 amino acids. Gene Ontology annotation, molecular function: catalytic activity; pyridoxal phosphate binding. NCBI's taxonomy places the organism in Eukaryota, Viridiplantae, Streptophyta, Magnoliopsida, Zingiberales, Musaceae. Gene Ontology annotation, biological process: biosynthetic process. The transcript has 10 exons. The record is from RefSeq and is a predicted model, not a curated record.
GAAAUAUUAACACAAGCCGACGGGAAGGUGCCACCUCUUUGACCGCAGACGCUCCCUCGCGUCGCUUUCUGAGCCACCCGAGAAGGAUACCCACCCUGUUCUCUUCUCCCGGUCUCUCUCUCGCUUGCCUUCCGCUCGAAUUGAGCUCCUGAAUUUGCUCGUCACUGCAGGAUCCUUGCAAGAAAAAGAUCCCUUCUUUGUCGAUUCAGACGUGGAAUCCCAUAAACCUUCUAAGGAGAUUCGAUUAUUUGUUUUCUUUUUCUUGGUACAGGAAGAGAGUAGUUGAAAUUUCAUUUGUUAUCUUUUUGGUGCUGGGUUGGUGGUGGAAGGGAGAAGACCGGAAGAGGUCAAAAUUCCACGGCCCCGCUUUUCUUGGGCUCCAAAGUCGGUGAUAUCAUCAAGAAAUAAAAAACGAGUAAAAGUUCGGAUUUUUAUAUUUCGAUCCAGUUGUUGAGGCGGCUGCUCUGUGUUGCGUUUGGUGGGAGGGAGGGAGGUGGCGAAAUCUUCCGUCUUCAUCUCCCUUAUUAGGUGUGUGGUAGGCGCUAUUGUUGGAGGAGAGGCGGAAUGGGGACUUAUCCCAAGCUCUCAAAGAGAGCACUUGAGACGGAGACGCCCGUCAUGAUCCAGAUUCAAGAAUUGAUGCGUGGAGCCAAGGAUGCGGUUUCACUAGCUCAGGGGGUUGUUUAUUGGCAGCCACCAGAACAAGCUUUAGAGAAGAUCAAAGAACUUGUGUGGGACCCUUCAACUAGUCGUUAUGGUGCUGAUGAGGGUUUGCCAGAAUUACGGCAGGCUUUGGUUGAGAAGUUACGAAGGGAGAAUAAUCUGAAUAAGUCUUCGGUUAUGGUCACAGCUGGAGCAAAUCAGGCUUUUGUAAACAUCGUCCUUACUUUGUGUGAUCCUGGGGAUUCUGUUGUGAUGUUUGCACCAUAUUACUUCAAUGCAUACAUGUCAUUUCAGAUGACCGGUGUUACCGACAUAUUAGUCGGACCAAGUGAUCCGAAAACUCUUCACCCGGAUGUAGUUUGGUUAGAAGAGACUCUAUCACAAAAUCCAGUUCCCAAGCUGGUUACAGUUGUAAAUCCGGGAAACCCAUCAGGGGCCUUCAUCCCGGAGCUUGUUCUGCAGAAAAUAUCGGAUCUCUGUAAAAGAGCUGGUGCAUGGCUUGUUGUAGACAACACAUAUGAGUACUUUAUGUAUGAUGGACUGAAGCAUUUUUGUAUUGAGGAUAGUCACAUUGUCAAUUUGUUCUCCUUCUCCAAAGUCUAUGGAAUGAUGGGAUGGCGUGUUGGAUACAUAGCAUACCCAGAAGCAGUCGAUGGUUUUGGAGCUCAGCUUCUCAAAGUCCAGGACAACAUACCCAUCUGUGCUUCUAUUAUUGGGCAGCGUCUGGCUCUCUACUCCUUAGAGGUCGGGCCUGAAUGGAUUAGAGAAAGGGUACAGACCCUUGUGAAGAACAGGGAGUUGCUCGUGAAGGCUUUGGCUCCGCUUGGGGAAGAUGCCGUCAAGGGUGGAGAAGCGGCCAUCUAUCUCUGGGCAAAGCUUCCUGACAAGUUCCCUGAUGAUUAUGAGGUCGUCAAAUGGCUAGUGAGGAAGCACCGCGUGAUCGUCAUUCCUGGGAGUGCCAGCGGCAGUCCAGGCUACGUACGUAUAUCAUUUGGAGGCCUGCAAGAGGCUGACUGUGAGGCUGCUGCCAGUCGAUUGAGGAAGGGUUUGGAAGAGCUGGUGAGGGAUGGCAUGGUUCAAGAACACAAUGGGCCUGCUGCAAUUGUGUAUUAGAUUUUUCUACAAUAAGCGCCAAGAUAUCGAUCGCCUUCAAGCAGAAAGCGAUGGCACGUAUUGGCGAAAACCAUGCAGACAGCUUCAACUGCUCAGAUUUCAAAAUACAGUGAUCAUGUUCCAUUUGCCUUGUUGAACUUCGACAAAUAGCAAGACUUUGCCACAACAGUUGGCCACCGCCUUGUUAUAUCUUCUUUUUUUCUCAUUUCAACAAUGAAAAUUGAUGAACACCAGUGAUCAUUUUAGACA